Messenger RNA from Osmia bicornis bicornis, 1572 nucleotides. It is a transcript of the gene Vta1, whose product is annotated as vacuolar protein sorting-associated protein VTA1 homolog. NCBI's taxonomy places the organism in Eukaryota, Metazoa, Arthropoda, Insecta, Hymenoptera, Megachilidae. The coding region runs from base 285 to 1157 and encodes 290 amino acids. The record is from RefSeq and is a predicted model, not a curated record. Gene Ontology annotation, cellular component: multivesicular body. The transcript is spliced from 5 exons. Gene Ontology annotation, biological process: late endosome to vacuole transport via multivesicular body sorting pathway.
UGGUUUUGUCACAAGUUAACACUCGCAAGCGCAAGUGAUGCGAUUUCGCUAAAGCGUAAUAUACAUAGAUAAUCUAUAAUAUACAGAAAAGUUGACAGAUAUUUAUAGAAGAGCAAUAAUAUUCUACAUAAAUACGAGAUAAUCAUAUUUAAUUGCUACAAGAAAAGGAUAAAUAUUACAUUUGCAUUUAGACAGAAUGCAAUCAUAAUAUAGUAAUUAUUAAAGUAAAGAGUGGAAGAAAGAAGAGAAUAGAGAAUUUAUUUAGCUAAUAUCAAUCUGUCAUCAUGGUUGGGCCUGAUUUACCAGAAAUUCCAGCAUCUUUGAAAACUAUACAGCAGUACUUGAAAAUAGCAGCAACCCAUGAUCAACGCGAUCCUGUAGUUAGUUAUUGGUGUCGUUUAUACGCGCUCCAAACGGGUUUGAAACUUUCAACCAAGAGCCCAAAAGAGACAAACUUUUUAAUGAAAUUAAUGGACUGGUUAGAAACGACUAAAAAAGAGUUGCGGGACAACGAAGCUAUCACGAACGAUGUUGCCGCACAGGCGCAUCUGGAAAAUUGGGCAUUGAAGCUUUUCCUUUACGCGGAUAAAAAUGAUAGAGAGGGUAAUUUUGGGAAGAAUAUAAUACAAAGCUUUUUCACCGCUGGAUUACUGUACGACGUAUUAACUACUUUCGGUGAAUUGACCGAGGAAGCUGCGCAAAAUAGAAAAUACGCGAAAUGGAAAGCGGCGUACAUUCACAAUUGUUUGAAAAACAAUGAAACACCUGUACCAGGACCGAUGCCAGACGACGCUGAAAAUGUUGAUUUUGAUAGUAAUGCAAGCCCAGAUAGUGGUGAAACAACAACGAAACCAAAAGGAGACGAAACAUCAUCACGUUCGAACGAGUUGAUCGAUAUUCAUGACAAUGAUUCGUCUAGCGAGGUACCCGAUAGGAGUAACAAAGGAAACAUUGGACAGUGGUCUUCUGAAGAUAAAGAUUAUAAUGUGGCGAUGAAAACAGAAGGAGGAGUUGAUUUGUCCGUAGAAGAUAUAAGUAAAGCACAAAAAUUAAUCAAGUGGGCCGGAAGUGCUUUGAAUUACGACGAUGUGCCUACAGCUAUACUAAAUCUUCAGAAGGCUCUAUGUCUUUUAAGGACUGGCCAAGAAGAGGCAUGAUGGAAAACAUGAUUGAAUAUAUUGUAUCUCUUUCGACGCUUUAUAACUCUAGCAGCAAAUUAUUCUAACUCGAAAUUCACGAAACAGCAUCGACUAGUAUCGCGUGAAGACAGUAACAUAAAUACGAGAAUAUGAAAAUAUGCGAAAAUAUUUAACUGAUGCGAAAGUAAAAAUAAUAAGUUAUUUAUUGAAUUGUUUACAUCAUUGCAGCCACGCCGAACAUAUUAAAGGUAUUUUUUAAAUAUCAUGUUAUUUUGUUGUAUGUAAAAUCGGCGUUCGUAUUUAAACUUGUUAUUACUGAAAUGUAUCGUCGAAACUGAGUAGCACAAUGUGAGUGCAAAACUUUACAGAUUCGUGGUAAAACUGUAAUAUCUUCUUUCGCUUAUACUUAUAAAGAAUGGUAUCGAGAAAUCUA